Sarcophilus harrisii (Tasmanian devil) is the source of this 3186-nucleotide messenger RNA. It is a transcript of the gene ENTPD4, whose product is annotated as ectonucleoside triphosphate diphosphohydrolase 4. Gene Ontology annotation, cellular component: membrane. Gene Ontology annotation, biological process: nucleoside diphosphate catabolic process. Lineage: Eukaryota; Metazoa; Chordata; Mammalia; Dasyuromorphia; Dasyuridae. Gene Ontology annotation, molecular function: nucleoside diphosphate phosphatase activity. Bases 464 to 2320 code for a protein of 618 amino acids. The record is from RefSeq and is a predicted model, not a curated record. The transcript is spliced from 14 exons.
CCGAGUGGGGCUGCGCGCGCCGCCGCUCCGGAAGCGCAGCCGCUGGCGGGAGGCGGGUCCCGGCGCUGCCCUCGGAGCCUCCCGGGGCCGAGAUGCGCCGGCCCGCUGCGCCCUGUUCCCAGGGGCCCUGCCGCGGCGGCGGAGGCGGGGCGGCCCUGCAGGAGCAGGAAGGCCGUGGCACUCCCCAGCUGCUCUUGUAACAGUGCGUCGCAGCGCCCGAGACCAAGAGCCUGGGUUUGAUUUCGCCUCCGGAUCAUCUCAGCAUGGGGAGCUGUAAAAUGGGGACAAAAACAGCACUCACCUCACAAGGUUGUGGUGAAGAUCAAACGAGGCCCCAUUUGUUAAGCACUUCGCACAGUGCCUGGCCGGCUGUCGUAGGCCCGUUAUUGUAAUGUGCAUUUUCAUUCUGCGCUGAGUCAUGCUGCACAGAGUAAUGGAGCUGAAGAUCCAGUAACUGUCCUAGAUGAGGAUGUGGAUUUCUGAGGGAUCCUCAGCCCACAGGAUCAGCGUCUCCUGCUUGUUUCCUGCUUCCUGGCAUUUUAGCAUCUCCCCAGUGGGAUGCCCUCGAAUCCUGAACACCAACCUGCGCCAGAUUGUGGUCGUCGGCAUCCUGGCUGCUGCGGUUUCCCUGCUGUACUUUUCUGUCAUCAUCAUCCGGCAUAAGUAUGGGCGCUUGUCCCGGGAUAAGAAGUUUCACAGGUACCUGGCUCGCGUGACGGACAUUGAAGCCACUGACACCAGCAACCCCCACAUCAAUUAUGGGAUCGUGGUGGACUGCGGGAGCAGCGGGUCGCGGAUCUUCGUCUACUGCUGGCCCCGGCACAACGGCAACCCGCAUGAUCUGUUGGACAUCAGACAGAUGAGGGACAAGAACCGGAAGCCGGUGGUGAUGAAAAUAAAACCGGGCAUAUCAGAGUUUGCUACCUCUCCGGAAAAAGUCAGUGAUUAUAUUUCUCCACUUCUGAGUUUUGCUGCAGAACACGUGCCACGGGGAAAACACAAAGAGACCCCUCUCUAUAUCCUCUGUACGGCUGGGAUGAGAAUCCUUCCGGAAAGUCAGCAAAAAGCCAUCCUGGAAGAUCUUCUGACAGACGUCCCAGCACACUUUGACUUUUUGUUCUCUGACUCUCAUGCCGAGGUUAUUUCAGGGAAGCAGGAAGGUGUCUAUGCUUGGAUUGGCAUUAACUUUGUCCUUGGGCGAUUUGAGCACAUUGAAGAUGAUGAUGAGGCCGUGGUGGAAGUGAACGUUCCUGGAGCUGAGAGCCAAGCAGCCAUUGUCCGCAAAAGGACAGCGGGUAUUCUGGACAUGGGCGGAGUGUCUACCCAGAUAGCGUACGAAGUCCCCAAAAGUGAAGAAGUAGCCAAAAAUUUGCUUGCUGAAUUUAACCUGGGCUGUGACGUCCAUCGCACAGAGCACGUGUACAGGGUGUACGUUGCCACCUUCCUUGGCUUUGGCGGCAACGCGGCCCGGCAGCGCUAUGAGGACAGCAUAUUCGCCAGCACCCUGCUGAGGAACAGGCUCCUGAGUAAGCAGACGGGUCUAACUUCCGAUACUCCCUACCUGGACCCUUGCCUUCCCUUAGACAUCAGGGACGAAAUUCAGCAGAACGGGCAGACCAUGUACCUUCGGGGAACCGGAGACUUCACCCUGUGCCGGAAGACGCUUCAGCCUUUCAUGAACAAGACCAACGAGACCCAGACUUCCCUCAACGGGGUCUAUCAGCCUCCAGUUCAUUUCCAGAACAGUGAAUUCUACGGCUUUUCAGAAUUCUACUAUUGCACUGAGGAUGUGUUAAGAAUGGGAGGAGAUUAUAAUGCUGCUAAGUUUAUUAAAGCUGCCAAGGAUUAUUGUGCAACAAAGUGGUCUGUCUUGCGGGAACGCUUUGACCAGGGCCUGUAUGCCUCUCACGCUGACCUCCAUAGGCUAAAGUAUCAGUGCUUUAAAUCCGCCUGGAUGUAUGAGGUGUUUCACCGAGGCUUCUCAUUCCCAGUUAAUUAUAGCAAUCUAAAGACGGCCUUGCAGGUGUACGACAAGGAAGUGCAGUGGACACUGGGAGCAAUCCUCUACAGGACCCGGUUUUUGCCUUUGAGAGACAUCCAGCAGGAGACUUUCCGGGCGGGCCACGCGCACUGGCGGAGCUUCUCGUUUGUCUACAACCACUACCUGUUCUCGGCCUGCUUCCUGGUCGUCGUCCUCUCCAUCCUGCUCUACCUGCUGCGCCUGCGGCGGAUUCACCGGCGCAUGCUGUGGAGUGGCUCGGCAUCCUCCCUCUGGAUGGAGGAAGGCCUCCCCCCCCAGAAGAUGGCUGGAGCCUUGUGAGCCGGGGCACAAGGGUCCGGGGAGACUCAGAAAGAAAAAGCCAUUUUUGCCUCAGGGGUUCUUUUCAUUUCUCCCUUUUUUUUUUUCCUCCCCAUUUGGUCCCUUCAAAUAACAACAAAACAAUUUUUAAAAGAUCUGCUUUCCCAGCAGUGUGGUGUUCAUUUAUUGUUGGAAACUGCUCAGGAUGGGGAAGGCCGCGUUCUGCUGGAGUCCUCAGGACUCCUGGAUGUUCUCAUGGUGAAGGCACUUUGCUCUUGGGGCAAGGGUGGGGCUGAGAGGACUCUGCCGGCCCAGCCACUGUGGCCGUUGGGUGUCUAUGUUGCGGACCCGCUGCUCUGAGAUUGCCCUGAGAAUGGUUUACAAUCCCGAGCCUUCCAGAGGGCACAGACCAGGGCUGGGGGUGGGACAGGCAGUAUGUAUGCUCCUCUACAUCUGCAUGGUGUCUGUGGAGGCGUCGGAUUUAAGAUGUGUGCCCAAGGAUGAGGAACCUGCUUCCAUUUGGGACACUUGGUUCAAACAAAAGAAAGCAAGCUUCCAGAUGGCUUCCGCUUCGUCCCCCUGGGGAGAAGGCCGCCCUUGACCCACCAAAAGCCACAAUCCCCUUCCCCUCCCAUCCUCGUGUCCCAGGGGCCCCUUUGGCGCUUUGCAGUCUGAGAAAGGUAGGGACUCGGAGAGUUCUUUGUCGCUGGUUUUUUGGGCCUGGCUCUUUCUCCCCGUUUUCCUUCUUUAAAUUGAUGCCUUGAAACUUGACUGAAGUGGCACUUACUUAAAAGCUGUAUUUUUGCAGGGGAGAAACCCCAGCUGGUGGGGGGCUCUCACCCUGUUGUAAUGAGAUUGCAUCAGCAAAACUCUUAUAAAAACCUGAA